UGCAACGCGCGUGCGCGCGACCGUGUUCGUGAAUUUUCAAUGGUUUUACGCGCGAACGAAAAUUAAACUUAUAUGGCAGUGGUGAAUCGGCCGUUUGGUGUUGUACCCAGUGCCAGAGACGACAGUCGGCAGGCGAGGACUCCUAAACAUGGCAGGACAGUCAGACGGAUAUUCGACGUAUUCAAGACACAAAUAUGCACAAUAGCCAUAUCAUUCACGCUCUUCAACUCAGUCCGGCUGCCACGAGAGGCGUUCAAGUAUGGAGACAUCCCGUACUUGGUCAUCUAUUCAUUCUGGUUGCUCGUGGUUGCGCUACCAACGACGCUGCUGCAGCUGGCGAUCGGUCAACUCAGCCACCAAGACCCGGUUGGAGUGUGGAGAGCCGUACCUAUAUUAAGAGGAGUGGGCCACCUGAAAAUCCUUACGUCAUACCUAUGCUGUAUCUACAGCAUGGUCUACAUAGCACUGUCCGCCGCGUACAUGAUCUGGAUCGGAAAAGGCACCUUCCCAUUGAAGGACUGUACAAAAGUACACAUGACUCCGAAUGGCUACGAAAACAAAAUGAAUGCAUCUGAAUGUUUUAACUCGACGUUUUUGGCGCCAUUCACCGAACAGCCACAGUAUCUCGGCGUAAUGGCGAUUUUAAUAUUCGUUUUAUGGUUCUUUGUGCCCAUUAUGUUAUACCGCCUUCACAAAAGCCUCAGGAUAUCCCUGGUCAUAUUAGCUCCAAUCAUUAUUAUAGUUGCCAUAAUCUUAACCAUAUUUUUAUCAGACGUAAACAUAUUAUCAAACAUGCUUGAAACCUGCGAGCAUUGGAUGCCAUUGUCACAACCGUAUAUUUGGCACAGCACGCUUGUACAAGCGUUAUUGUCAACCCAAAUAGUUAGUGGAUAUUUAAUUAGUGCUGGAGGAUCUUUAUACAGACACUCCGAUGUCAGAUGGACAUCAACAUUUGUAACAAUAACAAAUUUACUGUCAGGAUGGCUGUCUGUAUUCUUGUGGCAGUCAAUAGGAGGCGCAGGAGACAAAGAUACUAGUUUUAUUGCAAUACUAGUUUUAAUAUAUCAGUCUUCCGUAUCAGAGAAGAGAUCAAAGGAGUGGCCGCUACUGGCCUUCGCGUUGGUGUUGGUAUCAGGCAUUAUUACUGUGCUGUCACUACUAUUCCCCAUAUACGAUAAACUUCAUCGUAUAGCCGGGGACUAUUGGCGGAUCUUCGCCUGUGCAUCAUCAGCUCUUGGGACGGCGCUGACCGUGUCUGUGCUCGCCCAAGGGUUGGAUCUAGCAGCAGUGUUAGAUGAACUGGUGAUCCCGGUACUGGCUGUGUUCACAACUAUUGUGGAAAUCGUGGGAUUUGUUUUCAUUUAUGGUUGGUACUACCUCACAGUAGAUAUACACUUCGUCACCGGUUCAAAGCUGCCAUGUAUCUGGCUAGUAACGUGGUGGUCUACUCCUGUACUUCUGAUGGGUGUCACAGGAUGGUGGUUGCGAUCUUUGUUGAGGGUCACAUGGGGUCAGGGGCAGACGCUGUGGCCUUUGGGAGGGGUGUUCAUCGGGAUUUUGAUUGUCAUGGUGGUGAUGGCAGCGGUGGCUGUAGCAAAGGAGGAGCAAUUUAAUUUAUUAACUAAGAUAGCAUCAGCUUUUAGACCUUCGCGAUUAUGGGGACCAGAGGAACCAAUGGCAAGGUACAUUUGGAUGUCGCAACGAUUUAUAAACGAAAACGGUUCCGAACAAGAAUUCCCCACGGACACAAAAAAAUUUAAACACAUUAUCAAUAAAUAUCACGAUAAAUGCAACGAAAUAUACAACGAAGAUUGGUUACAUACUACUGAUGUAUACCAAAAUUCACCCAAAGCUCAAACUAAAAGCAAUCUUAUCAAAAAUGAAAAUCCGCUGUAUAAUGAUGUUGGAGCGAUAUAUUCUAUACCAACAGUAUCAAGUAGUAAAAGAAAAAAGAAAGCAGAGGAACAAUUCAGAUCACCGAAUAUAUGUAUUGCAAAAGAUGAAUUAGGAGGUCCAGUAAAUUGUAAUUGCAACAGGCAUUUUCAACUCAAUGUGCCUGAUUUAAGGAACAACGAAGUAUCGACUAGUCUGUAGAUUAUAAUCAGGAAAUUCAAAUCUGUACAACGAUUGUUUUGUCUAGUCGAGAUAGUAAUAGGACGUAUUUUCAAACACAAAAAUGCAGCUGUUUAUACGUAAUUUAUUCUAGUAUUAUUGAACAUUCCAAAUGUAUUUUAGUAAAAUAAAUGUUAACUAGUAUAAGUAGACGUAAAAAGGUUGAUGUAGAUGAGUAAUUAAGUGCUUUUAGAUAAAGUUGAUGUUUUUUUAAGUACCUUUAUCAAAUGGCAUGGAAAUUUGUGACUUUGUGACAAUAAUAAUAGGAACGCAUGUCAUUAGGGUAAUAGAAUAAAAAUAAAAACAAAACGAUCAAGGAAAGCAAAAUAGGUGAAUAAAUAUAAUAAUUAAAAAAUUA
This is a messenger RNA of Maniola jurtina (meadow brown), 2470 nucleotides long. RefSeq names its product sodium- and chloride-dependent GABA transporter 1-like. The coding region runs from base 73 to 2094 and encodes 673 amino acids. The transcript has 10 exons. Gene Ontology annotation, cellular component: membrane. The record is from RefSeq and is a predicted model, not a curated record. NCBI's taxonomy places the organism in Eukaryota, Metazoa, Arthropoda, Insecta, Lepidoptera, Nymphalidae. Gene Ontology annotation, biological process: sodium ion transmembrane transport.